AUAAGGAGUCUAAGGCAAAGCUAAAGUGGUUCGUAUGCCUACUUUACCCACUUGACGAAAGGGAACGAACUUUGUUUCGUUUCCGGGUUUAUGGAUUGGAUUCAGUCAGCGUCACGACAUAAUCAAAAGGAAGGAGUGACACUUACCGGCGAACCAAAGGGAAUUCCUAUUCACUUACUUGAAUAAGUAAGGAAAGAAGUAACUAUCAAAGAACUCACACGACUGAAGUACCAAAGGUGCGCUCCGCCCGAUGACUAAGAAAUAGGGUUGGGCUUGAAUUGAAGUGAUGAGGUCGCAAAGAGGAAAGUAGGGCUCCUAUUGACUAAAGGUUGCUUUUUCGGGUUCCUUUAGAAUGAAAGUAGCUUACGCUACCUUACUACUUACUUUGUUUUAUUCAAAGGGCGAACAGCCCCCCAACUAGUCGUAUGGGGGGGUGCUUGUGGUAAGCUGCCUUGGAUAGGAAGAAUUCCUAAAAAGAAAAAAAAGGCAAAGUCCGGUAUUUGACGAAGAUCUUCCUUUCUAUCAAUAGAUAGGAAUGAGUGUUCGAUAUAGGGGAUAAGAUCUAUCUGGUCUUUUUCUUUAUUUUUUUUCAUGGCAUAGCUAGGACCCUUCAAAUCAUGUUUGAGCCUAUGUUCAAACCAAACCCACUCCCUAUUUGAAGUAAGGCCGGAAGCCCGCCAAGUUCAGAUAAGAGAAUGCUUUUCUCUAACCAUUAAGGGAAAGGCUCGACGAAGGUUGUUUACUUGCUUACUUGAACAAGUAAGGAAGGAAAGGGCUUUCGGAGAUCGAUAUUUUCUUAGUUUUUCAUCGAAAACGAAGAAGACCGAGAAUGUCAAUCUUUCUUUCGAAAGAAGGGAACGCGCUUUUUCGACCGCGGUGGUAUGAUUUUCGGGCCUUCUCCUCGUUCCGCUCGCUGGCCUAUUGGGAUAGCAGCCUUUGGGCUUUGCCUGCUCUUUUUUAAAAAUUUAAUAAAGAAUUCCGACUCGGCCCGGGAAAGCGCUGGCAACAACAGAAAGGAAGGGGUCCAUGUAGCUGCUGCGUCCGCUCCCUUCUUAGUCAAUAGAGCAGCAGGUUCGGCAUCUACUACAAAAGAUAGAAUCCACUUCAGAUAACCACGCCUCUCCUAGGCAGCGUGUGGAAUGGCCGAGAGCGGACCUUUUUGGAUAUAUAAUCCAAGUCGAGAGUGGAGUUACGGGAACAGCCGUCUGAUGGAAAACAACUUUCACGUUCGGUUCAGAGAGCACUUUUUUCGUUGAGAAUUCUUCGUUCCCUUUCGUGUGAAUUCCCUAGCAGCGAAUUAAAAACUUUUGGGGCCCUAUCUAUUCCAUCUAUCGAGCCCCGAAGAAAACCUACCUCCCCUUCGGACUCAAUCUCUUUUUUGACUCUAUAUAUGUGGGCACCGGAUAUCUAUGAGGGUUCACCCACCCCGGUUACAGCAUUCUUUUCUAUUGCGCCUAAAAUAUCUAUUUCUGCUAAUAUUUUACGUGUUUUUAUUUAUGGUUCCUAUGGAGCUACAUUGCAACAAAUCUUCUUUUUCUGCAGCAUUGCUUCUAUGAUCUUAGGAGCACUGGCCGCCAUGGCCCAAACGAAAGUAAAAAGACUUCUAGCUCAUAGUUCAAUUGGACAUGUAGGUUAUAUUCGUACUGGUUUCUCAUGUGGAACCAUAGAAGGAAUUCAAUCACUACUAAUUGGUCUCUUUAUUUAUGUAUCAAUGACGAUAGAUGCAUUCGCUAUAGUUUCAGCAUUACGGCAAACACGUGUCAAAUAUAUAGCGGAUUUGGGCGCUCUAGCCAAAACGAAUCCUAUUUCGGCUAUUACCUUCUCUAUUACUAUGUUCUCAUACGCAGGAAUACCCCCGUUAGCCGGCUUUUGUAGUAAAUUCUAUUUGUUCUUCGCCGCUUUGGGUUGUGGGGCUUACUUCCUAGCCCCAGUGGGAGUAGUGACUAGCGUUAUAGGUUGUUGGGCGGCCGGAAGGUUGCCACGAGUAAGUCAGUGGGGACCGAAGGCAGUUCCCCGUGCACCGGACACGUAGCUUACCGUAUCAGUUGCGACACGGAUGGGAAUGCAUGCUACGAAAGAUAGGGUCGAGUCUGAUACAUCAACCGUCUGUCUACUCAAUAUCCUUGUACGAGUCCACAAUCACUACACGAGAUGAACCCUGGGUU
This is a messenger RNA of Amaranthus tricolor (Joseph's coat), 2165 nucleotides long. RefSeq names its product NADH-ubiquinone oxidoreductase chain 2-like. The record is from RefSeq and is a predicted model, not a curated record. NCBI's taxonomy places the organism in Eukaryota, Viridiplantae, Streptophyta, Magnoliopsida, Caryophyllales, Amaranthaceae.